GCAAACAUCUGUGAUGCCCAACGACUCGGCCAGGUUGACCGUGCCACGCAGGAGACCUGGUCAACAACACGGAGGAUGGAGUCCAACGUCCAACAACUGAGUCAAGGUAGGCAAAUGUGGCUUAGACCUUGCCCACACCCAGACCUCUGCCUCAUAAAAAUGUAUUCCAAAACCCAGCAAGCCUCAUCCACGCAAUGCUGACUCGCACGUGUGCCAGGCAUGAGCUCAUUCAGUGAGAGACUUGAGGCAAGAAUGACAGAAGACCAGCAUGCGCUGGAGGCCAAGCAAGACAAGCUGCUUGCCAACACAGAGCAACUUCUCGAUAGUCACAAACAGCUGCUUGACAACAGACGCGAAGAAUCUCGAGCAGAGCAAGUCCAAGUCAACGUAUAUAAUGUGUUUUAUUGUUUCCUGACAGCCAGUCCGUCUUUUGACUCCAAGACUGGGACUCUCCAGAAUCUGCAGGCCGGCAAUCGACUCAUACGCUCAACGACGCCACUAUCAAUGGACGAAUUGAGAACGACCCUGUCUACAACACCACUGUCCCGCUCUCCAUCUCACCUUUCGCCUUUCGGCUUCCCGCAUAGUCCAAGCUCACAAUACGACAGCAACAAGGCCGUGAAAUCCUGGCUACGAGAAGCCCAGAGACCGGAGCGAACAGCGGCACAAGAUCUCCGCUCGUGCCUUGGAGACAUUACAGCACAAGCCGACCUGGACGAGCAAGACCGUGUGGCCUACAUUCUAGCCUCGGACGAGCUUCGGAACUGGUUGCGCACAACGACCUCACAGGUCCUUGUUGUUGAGCUCCGCCACAGCCCCCGAGAUCAACACUUUACCGCGUCCUCGUACGCUUCGGCUGUGCUCGCCCGGUCUCUAACUCGUACCGCGUCUCCCAUUGUUCUGACACACCUUUGCUCCUCGCGUGAGACAGAUCCAGAGAACGGCACAUUCGCUGGCGGCAAAGGCGUGCUGGUCUCGCUCGUGGGACAACUCGCGUCGCAAAUAGUGUCGCCUAAGCACAGAUCAGGAACAGGUGUGCCAGUUGAUCUUGGCUUUCUUGUGAACGACAAGAGCGCCAAGUUCAGCCGCAUUUCAAACAGCACAUCUAAGCUUCUGGCAGUCUUUGAAAGAAUGCUAGAUCUCCUACCGCCGGCUUCUGGCACGGUCUACGUCAUACUCGACGGGAUCUGGCGACUAUCUCCGGAAAGCAAGGAGACGAAACGCGUGAUUGCAGGACUCCUCAACCUCGCUGCGAGACUGUACACGUCCUCCCAGCGCGGCGAGAAAAGAACUGUGUUGAAGAUGUUCAUCACCGAGCCGUUUUCCACUGACCUACACGAGUUCAUCUCGGACGGCGACGACCAUGGUCGUAGCAGACGAGGACCACGCCGGUCCAUGUCGCCGCCUUCAUCGUCAAAACAUCCUUAUAUCAAAGAGCUCUCUGUCCCUGAGCACAUCCCCGGCGGCAACCGCGCAGGCGUGAAUGUAGCCUGGGUCAACGAGGAAGUCGACGCCAUGAUUCACGAGUGUACUUCCUCGUCCUCGUCUGCCGGCUCGGCCAAUGGGUCCGGCGCCGAGUCCGAGGGCAGAGAAGUGUACGGCAGCCGCCGGAGACCAGGUGAUCCGUGGCGGAAAGGGAAGAAGGACAGCCAGCUCUCCGUAGGGAGCGGGAAUCGGACAAGUCGUCGUGGCCUACGUCGAGAUCAGGGGCGGCGGUCGAACUCAUUCUCGAGUGAUUCUGAUGGUGAUUGAGCUAGAGAACAGGAAGGGGUCUCGAACAUCUCAUAGGCUUGAAUUUUAAGAUGCAAACGAAGUACCCUCCUGAUGCCACACUUCGCUACUCUCAUGAAUCGAUCGUCUAUAAGUCACAGGAAUUUAAACAACCAGUGGCCGAGAAAUACUUG
Messenger RNA from Microdochium trichocladiopsis, 1904 nucleotides. RefSeq lists its product as uncharacterized. The transcript has 2 exons. Bases 220 to 1752 code for a protein of 510 amino acids. The record is from RefSeq and is a predicted model, not a curated record. NCBI's taxonomy places the organism in Eukaryota, Fungi, Ascomycota, Sordariomycetes, Xylariales, Microdochiaceae.